AUGGCUCAACCAUUCCAACAACUCCCGUACCUCAGCUACGGUCUGCUGGUCCUGGGCAUUUGUGUAGUCUACCGAAUCCUCCGGAUUGGUAGGCGAGACCCGAGAAUGCCAAAGGGUCCUCCUACACUUCCGAUUCUGGGCAAUUUCCAUCAAAUCCCCUCGACAGGGAUGUAUAGGCAAUUCCGCGAGUGGGCGAAAGAGUACGGCCCGGUGUUUUCACUGAAAUUCGGACCGUCCAACAUCAUCGUUCUCAGCGACCGGGAGGCCAUCCACGAACUUAUCGACAAGAAAGGCAGCAUCUAUUCGGACCGGCCGACAACAUAUGUCGGUAACCUGCUGACCAAGGGAGACCACAUUGCAAUUUCGCCAGCGGACUCGCUCUGGAGAGAAAAGCGAAAAGUCAUUGCACACAACUUCUCCCCCAAGAUGCUCGACGAGAAACAUUUUAGAGUUCAAGAGGCAGAGGGCAUCGUAUUGAUGAAUGACCUGUUGAACCAUCCAGACGGCUUUUUCAACCAUAUCCGUCGAUAUACGGCGUCGGUGGCUGCGACAUUAGUCUAUGGCCAGCGAGGUGCCACUUUUGACUCCUUCUGGGGCCAUGCCGUCUACGACGUGAUGACCAAGUGGACGGAAUGCAUGGAACCUGGAGCGAAUCCGCCGGUUGACGAGUACCCGAUCUUGAAAUAUAUCCCCAAAAGCCUCGCGUUAUGGAAGCGACGGGCAUUGCGAGCAGGAGACACCAUGGACGCAGUAUGGACUCGAGCACGUCAGAUCAUCGAGGCACGAAGGGCUAAGGGUGACAAACGCGACUGCAUCGCCGACCGACUUCUAGACGAGUACAACGAGAAAGGCUUCCCGAUGAGUCAACACGCGUUUAACAAUCUCAUCGGCGAGUUGGUCGAAGGAGGUGCGGACACGACGUCCGCACAGCUGUUAACCAUGGUCCUGGCCCUGGCGCGCAACCCCUGGGUGCAGGAAAAGGCACGAAAGGAAAUCGAUCCAUUAUGUGGCUCCUCUCGCUCGCCACAGUGGUCCACCGACUUCCAAAGCCUCCCGUAUAUCAACGCCAUCGUCAAGGAGGGCAUGAGAUGGCGACCAGUAGUCAGACAAGAUGACUACUACAAGGGGAUGCUGAUCCCGAAAGACUCGACCAUCUUCAUUCCCACCUGGGCAAUCCACCAUAAUCCGGAAAUCUACCCCAAUGACGAAGACUUCAACCCCGACCGCUUCUUGAACUACCCCAAGCUGGCGAGUGAAUACGCCGGGAGCGCCAACUGGAAAGACCGAGAUAAGUCUAAGACUACCCCUUCAAAAGCUUCCAAAAGUUGA
Messenger RNA from Fonsecaea monophora, 1329 nucleotides. RefSeq lists its product as hypothetical. The record is from RefSeq and is a predicted model, not a curated record. The coding region runs from base 1 to 1329 and encodes 442 amino acids. Gene Ontology annotation, molecular function: iron ion binding; oxidoreductase activity, acting on paired donors, with incorporation or reduction of molecular oxygen; monooxygenase activity. The transcript is spliced from 7 exons. Lineage: Eukaryota; Fungi; Ascomycota; Eurotiomycetes; Chaetothyriales; Herpotrichiellaceae.